AUGUCCAAUCUCAACCUCCGCCCCGUCCAAGCCUCCUCCUCAUCUCCCAAACCAUUCCUCACCCCAUCUGUCCUCAAACCAUGGGACUUUACCUACCAAUCAUCACCUGAUGGGAAAGACAGGAACCUUCUCAUCAUGUUCCAUGGACUUGGCGACACAAAGACACCAUUCUUCAAUCUGGCAAAGCAGUUGAACCUGCCAUCUACUGCUGUCUUGUCACUAUCUGCUCCUGAUCCCAUCCCUCUGAUGGACCACCCUUCAUACUCCUGGUACCCCGCCUUCGACCCCUUCUUCAAUCCCCUCCCCCCAGCUUCCCAAAACCCAUCCAAACCACUCCCAUCACUCCGCUCCCUACUCGAGACAUUGAUCUCGCCAGAGAUCGGCUGGAAGCUGGAAGAUAUCCAUUUGUUCGGAUGGGGCCAGGGGGGUACGGUCGUCUUGGAGUUGGGCGUGGACGUCGGCAAGAAGGGCUUGAAAGGGAAGUCUGAUGAAGGCGAGGGAGAAGAGAGCGGAAGCAAGCGGCUGGGAAGUAUAGUCUCAGUCUGCGCGCCCCUCAUCACCCACCCUACAUCUCCUCUCAACAUCCCCACACCCGUCCUCGCUUUCACACGCCAACCGGCCCAAUCGGCUGUGCACCAAAAGUCGCUGAACACGCUGAAAAGGGCGUUCAGAGAGGUUGAAGUGGCUCAUGGGACGGGAGGAGGGGAGAGCAUGCCGAGAGGGAAAGAUGAGUGGUAUAGCGUGAUGAAAUUCUGGGGACAGGUAUUGGGCAAGGCCGAUGAGGGGUGGAAAGGCGAGGGAGAAGUGUACGAGGUCGUCAGAUAG
Messenger RNA from Cryptococcus wingfieldii CBS 7118, 825 nucleotides. RefSeq lists its product as hypothetical. The record is from RefSeq and is a predicted model, not a curated record. Gene Ontology annotation, molecular function: hydrolase activity. Bases 1 to 825 code for a protein of 274 amino acids. The transcript is spliced from 3 exons. NCBI's taxonomy places the organism in Eukaryota, Fungi, Basidiomycota, Tremellomycetes, Tremellales, Cryptococcaceae.